Varanus komodoensis (Komodo dragon) is the source of this 2214-nucleotide messenger RNA. RefSeq names its product RNA binding motif protein 47 (gene RBM47). The transcript is spliced from 5 exons. Gene Ontology annotation, molecular function: mRNA binding. The record is from RefSeq and is a predicted model, not a curated record. NCBI's taxonomy places the organism in Eukaryota, Metazoa, Chordata, Lepidosauria, Squamata, Varanidae. Gene Ontology annotation, cellular component: nucleus. The coding region runs from base 438 to 2210 and encodes 590 amino acids.
CUAAUGAUGGUAUGGUUACUUUCUUAGUCACAAGUUCUGAACACAGUUCUGAGUACAGAUGCUUGGUGCACGUAGUGGAAGCCACUUUUGUGUUCAGCAGGUCACUCCAGCCUAAACAUAUGUACAAUGGAGAAAGUUGAUGUCUUAACUCACAGCCCCUUGUUGGGGAAGGAGGGGCUCAAGAAAACAAUUUAAGGGAUUUGAAAGGUCUUAUCUAUUAUUUCUAAAAUAGAUCCCUCCCCCAUUUUUGUUGUCUUUCCCAAGAACCAAAAGCAGUAGGUUAGAAGAGAGCAUAUAUCUUUUUCUCUUUUUUUGGCGAAUCUACUGCGAAAAGAAGACAUUGACAGGUUGUUUCCUUCAAAUGGACACACAUUAUUCCAAUAAUUCCGGCUAUAUUAUGACCAAGGUAUCCCAACACGUUGAAUGAUUAGGACAUAAUGACAGCUGAAGAUUCUGCUGCUAGGAUGAGUAACGAUUCUUCCACUCUGCAGACAAAUAAAGUCCCUGAAGGUGUAGCUGGUGCACCCAAUGAGGCUGCACUGUUGCAACUAAUCGAGCGCACCGGAUAUACUAUGGUUCAAGAGAAUGGGCAGCGCAAGUACGGUGGACCACCACCAGGCUGGGAAGGAAUGCAUCCUCCUCGUGGAUGUGAAGUUUUUGUGGGUAAAAUUCCACGUGAUGUCUAUGAAGAUGAGCUGGUCCCUGUGUUUGAAUCUGCAGGGCGGAUCUAUGAAAUGCGCCUGAUGAUGGACUUUGAUGGAAAAAACCGUGGUUACGCCUUUGUAAUGUAUACUCAAAAAUAUGAAGCCAAACGUGCCGUCAAAGAACUGAAUAACUAUGAAAUCCGUCCUGGUCGGCUGUUAGGGGUGUGCUGCAGUGUGGAUAACUGUAGAUUAUUCAUUGGAGGAAUCCCUAAGAUGAAAAAGAGAGAAGAAAUUUUAGAAGAGAUCUCCAAAGUGACCGAAGGUGUGUUAGAUGUCAUUGUGUAUGCCAGUGCAGCAGAUAAGAUGAAAAACAGAGGAUUUGCCUUCGUGGAGUAUGAAAGUCACAGAGCAGCUGCUAUGGCAAGGAGGAAAUUGAUGCCUGGGAGAAUCCAACUUUGGGGGCACCAGAUUGCUGUUGACUGGGCAGAGCCAGAAAUAGAUGUUGAUGAAGAUGUCAUGGAGACCGUAAAGAUCCUGUAUGUACGGAAUUUAAUGAUUGAAACCACAGAGGAUACAAUUAAAAAAGUGUUUGGCCAGUUUAACCCCGGCUGUGUGGAACGUGUGAAAAAAAUACGAGAUUAUGCUUUUGUGCACUUCACAAGCCGGGAGGAUGCCGUUCAUGCCAUGAAUAACCUCAACGGCACUGAACUGGAAGGGUCCUGCUUGGAAGUUACCUUAGCCAAACCAGUAGACAAAGAGCAGUACACCCGUUACCAGAAAGCAGCAAAAGGAGGGGGAGCAGCAACAGAGGUUACUCAGCAACCCAACUAUGUUUACUCUUGCGAUCCGUACACUCUGACCUACUACGGAUAUCCCUACAAUGCUCUGAUUGGUCCAAAUCGAGAAUAUUUUGUGAAAGCAGGCAGUGUUAGAGGCAGAGGACGAGGUGCAGCAGGCAACAGAGCCCCUGGCCCAAGAGGUUCAUACCUGGGGGGAUAUUCUGCAGGUCGUGGCAUUUAUAGCAGAUAUCAUGAAGGGAAAGGAAAGCAACAAGAAAAAGGAUAUGAGCUUGUACCCAAUUUGGAAUUGUCUACUGUCAAUCCAGUUGCCAUUAAACCAGGCACAGUGGCUAUCCCAACUAUUGGUACGCAGUAUUCCAUGUUUCAAGCAGCACCGGCCGCAAAGAUGAUUGAAGAUGGAAAAAUCCAUGCAGUUGAGCAUAUCAUCAGCCCCAUUACUGUCCAGCAGGAUCCAGCUAGUGCAGCAGCAGUGGCAGCGGCAGCAGCAGGUGUAAUACCUGCAGUUUCCACCCCUCCUCCUUUCCAGGGACGCCCAAUAACUCCUGUGUACACCAUGGCUCCGAAUGUGCAGAGAAUUCCAGCUGCAGGAAUUUAUGGUGCAAGUUACAUUCCAUUUGCUGCCCCGGCUGCAGCCACAGCAACAAUAGCCACACUACAGAAAAAUGCUGCUGCUGCAGCUUAUGGAGGGUAUGCCGGCUAUAUUCCUCAAGCAUUUCCAACAGCAGCUAUUCAACUUCCGAUCCAUGACGUCUACCAAACCUAUUGAGACU